Molecule: messenger RNA, 823 nt
Organism: Prosopis cineraria
Lineage: Eukaryota; Viridiplantae; Streptophyta; Magnoliopsida; Fabales; Fabaceae
Product: auxin-responsive protein IAA20-like
Exons: 5
Coding region: 18-662 (214 amino acids)
Biological process (GO): regulation of DNA-templated transcription
Cellular component (GO): nucleus
Molecular function (GO): protein binding
Source: RefSeq, a predicted model, not a curated record
UUCUUCUUUCUUCUUGCAUGGACCUUCAAUUAGGCCUCUCUCUUCCAACCCUCAGUACUUCUUCUGCCUCUGAUUCUGAUCAUCUCUCUCCCCACUCUCUCAGAAAACGUAGUUUCAGUGAUCUCCUUCACCAUGGCAGACUUAGAGACGACAACCACCACCAUGACGUCGGUCUGCUUCCGACACUGCCUCUCCUUCCUUUAACCCCUACCCGUGAAGCUGACAACCUCGACGACGACCUCCAUACCAGCUGCUCCAUUGUCACCAAAAACGAUGGGGAUGAUGGUGGAGAAUCUGCAGCAGUAGGGUGGCCACCCAUAAUGUCACAGAGGAAGAAGCGUCAGUUUGAAGGCGAUGGCAUGGUGGGGAUUCGUCAUAAACGUGGUUCUGUGGAUCCUCUCAGAGAAUCUGAAGCGUUGUACGUGAAGGUAACGAUGGAGGGAGAAGGAAUUGGACGAAAGAUUGAUCUCAGCUUGCAUCAUUCUUUUCACAAGCUGAAGGAAACCCUGAUCGCCAUGUUUGGAAAAUGUCAUCGCCAUUCAGACUGUUAUCUAUUAGUCUAUCAGGACAGUGAUGGUGACUGGUUGCUUGCAGAGGAUCUGCCAUGGAAAUUUUUUCCCUUGCUAUCCGUUAUAUUUCCUAUGCAAAUAAUUUGCACGUAAUCCGAAAUGAGUUAGUCAUGAAUCAGAAACUUCCUCGAGUGUGCUCAACGUCUCAAAUUGCUAAAGAGAACGAGUUAAAUUCAACAAGUCCUGACCUUUCCUUCAGACUCAAUGUCAACUGUAAUUAAAUCCAUAAAUAUGGAAUUAUCUUUAACUUCAAU